AUGGCCAAAAGUCAAACAGCUAAUACCCUCACUGAUUAUCAUGUCACAGGCUCCCUCUCAUUGUACAAGGACUCCUACCCGCACACAGCCCAGCAGACAGACUUCUUGGAGUCACCAAACUCUCUUUAUAUCGAUCAACUUGACGGAUCAAAAGAAAAGAAAAGCAAGAAAAAAGACAAGAAGGGCAGCGAAAAUGCAUCUCGAGAUCCUUCUGGGGCGAUAGCAACCGGUGCUGUCGACCUGUCUCGUGGACUCAUGGUUAUGGCGUACAACUCAAACGACCUUACUAAAGGAUUUCCCUACGCAAAAGUACUCAGUGGAUUUGGUUCAUCGAAGGAGAACUGGGAGACGUUUGUGAUGGGAAUUACAGCACCAACACGCGAAUGGCAAGAGCAGUGCAGAGGGCUGGCUUACGAAAUUGAAAAACAUUCUUGACAUUGUGCAUGAGUGGGAUGUCCAAUACUUCCGUAAGAAAGGGUUCUUGGUGCGCUUGGACAUGCCUGGUGAGCAGAAAUACGGAUUGGAUUUCAUGGACUUGUAAGCAUCCUCGCCUUAAAUUCUUUCCUUAUUCCUCGGGUCUUGCAGUAUUAGAGAAGCGUGUUACUAACAAGUCGCAGGUAUUACGAAGGAACUGGCAACCGAAAGACUUUCAACGUGGCUCACGGUAUUUCUGGUGUUCUCCACAAAGAUAAGAUCAAGGAAACCAAGGCCAAAAAUCUCACACGCAUCCGAGAGAAAGGAUUUGUAAGUACAAGGAUAGUGAUGGAUCCCAUCGCGAUCCUGGAUAACGAGACUCUUUACGAACAACGUGGAUGGUUGAGAUGGGACCAAGCCUGCACUCACGCAAAGAAUGCUCAAAUCAACGAAGCCAAAGCUCCAAAGGUCCCAAUGAAGAACGAACCUUACAAACCAUACGUCGAAGCUGAAAAUUCGGGCUUCAAACCCCAUACUAGAGUGGAUCGUUGGCCAACAUCCAAGCACUUCUACUAUGAGAGAUUUCGCGGAAGGCAUAUUCAAUUCCCCACCAACGACGGCUACAGACGUGGAUCCAGUUCCAGUGGUUAUCGAACUUAUGAUAGCUUCUGGUUUCCAGACGCUGACUCCAUGGAUCAGCGGACUGGAGGAGCAGACAACUCAGUAUUACCAUGUGCUGAGCUGCCGCAGGAGUUUGUCAUGCCCGGGAGACGUUCUAACAUGCCAAAUGACCCUUUCGCUGGUCUAGGUCGUAAGGGACUAACAAGUAAUGGGCCUUUGGGCAGUGGACUAUUGGGCAAUGGACAUUUGGGUAGUGGACCACGUUAUGCAGGGCUAUUCGGUGGUCUUAUCUGAUGUCUUUAGAAUGUCUUUUCACAACCAAAUUAAUAUGGAAAUUGUUCAAGGCAUGAAACAUGUCCUAUUACAUUGGUUCAGUCAUGUAAGGAUUGUUGUAGAAUUUGCAUUUCGGCUUUU
Molecule: messenger RNA, 1449 nt
Organism: Hymenoscyphus albidus
Lineage: Eukaryota; Fungi; Ascomycota; Leotiomycetes; Helotiales; Helotiaceae
Source: the annotation of a GenBank genome assembly